This is a messenger RNA of Anoplophora glabripennis (Asian longhorned beetle), 1694 nucleotides long. Its product is annotated as phospholipase A1 member A. The record is from RefSeq and is a predicted model, not a curated record. The coding region runs from base 124 to 1224 and encodes 366 amino acids. Gene Ontology annotation, molecular function: lipase activity. Gene Ontology annotation, biological process: lipid metabolic process. The transcript has 7 exons. Lineage: Eukaryota; Metazoa; Arthropoda; Insecta; Coleoptera; Cerambycidae.
ACGAUGGCACACAGUUUACAGUUUCGUUCUGGCGCUCGAUGCACGAGCAACUUUCUCUUGGGCGGUCUCGGUUUCGUCGUUGGAAUCGUGUCAAGAAAAAAACAAUAACAAUCAUCACCGACGAUGAACCGGCGCGGUGCCCAUGCCAUCGUCAACCGUGAAAGUGCCUUGUUUGUCUGCUAUUAUUUGUUAUUAAUCACUUUUACUGGAAUAUAUGCACAGCGAUCCAAAGGUCGGAAAAAACCGGAGACGGUCACCGAUCUAUUCAACACCACUUCCUGUAUCCCCAAACCAUACAGAUGUCCACAUAAGCAAAUACAGUUUUACUUGUAUACAAGAAGGACGCAACAGAAUCCUGAAUUGCUGGAUACAACCAAACUGGAUUCUUUGUACAACACUCAAUUUAACAGAGCUUAUCCAACGAAGAUAAUCAUCCAUGGCUUUGGUGGAGGAAGGAUGUAUUCUCCAAGUACCGACAUGAGGGAUGCAUAUUUCUACAGAGGAAAUUACAACGUCAUCAUCGUUGAUUAUGGAACGCUAGUUAAGGAACCGUGCUUGAAACAAAUGGAGUGGGCUCCAAGGUUCUGCGCCAAGUGCAUAGCUCAGUUGAUCCAUUAUUUAGCUCAGCAUCCCAGAGGGGUACGAGCCGACGAUUUGCACGUGGUAGGGUACAGCGUGGGGGCACAUAUUGGAGGACUGGUGGCCAAUUAUCUCGAUCCCGAGAAGGACGGCAAGCUUGGCAGGAUCACAGGAUUAGACCCGACUAUCGUAUUUUACAUGGGCCAAAACAAGUCUAGGGAUCUGGACACUUCAGAUGCACAUUUUGUGGAUAUCCUGCAUACAGGAGCCGGAAUAUUAGGACAGUGGGGUCCAAAUGGUCACGCAGACUUUUACAUUAAUGGUGGAUCUAGUCAGCCAGGGUGUGGAAGCGAUACUGUAUUUAAAACUUUAGCUUGUGAUCAUACCAAAGUGACACCCUACUUCAUAGAAUCCAUUGUCACCAGUAAAGGAUUUUGGGCAUACCCCUGCCCAACGCUUAUCAGUUUCAUGCUGGGAUGGUGCAACCCAGAAGAUAACCAGUAUGUUCUAAUGGGAGAACAUGUUAGCCAUAAGGCUAGGGGUGUCUAUUAUCUCAGAACGAAACCUAAUCCCCCAUACGCUCUUGGCCCUCCAGAACACAUUAAGCAAAAGGCACUACAAAUUUUGAAGAAGAGGACAACCUGAAACUCUUCGGGAGUUGGUUAAUUAAUUUAUUAUGUAUGCCUGUAAAAAGAUUUGCCAAAUACUUAUUUCUAAGGGACAUUUUUGUAUAUAAUAGGAGAUAAGAUGCAGAAUCUUAAUAGUGGGUAGAACGAAAAUUAGUUGGUGAUAACGCUGCUUUUGUGAAGUACAGUUUUUGUAUGUCUAGUCUAACACAAAAUGAUAAAGAAAGGUUGGAACUAAAAUAAAGGUUUUCUACUUAUCGCCUACAACUUUCAAUGAUACCUCUAUCCAAAAGGAUUAGUAAAAUGAUGUUUGUUUCUGUUUCGAUCUAUUAUUAGUGGAUUAUUAUUUCUGUGAAUACUUGCUACAUUUUUUUUAAGAGAGUUAUAGUGUCCUAAUUUAUUCAUUCUUAUGUUAAUAGAACGUUUGUAGCAGGGGAUUGAUUAAAAAUUAAAGGUUAAAAUAUUAAUAAUGCAACUAUUUGCCAUAUA